This is a messenger RNA of Suricata suricatta (meerkat), 1811 nucleotides long. It is a transcript of the gene DMAC2, whose product is annotated as distal membrane arm assembly complex 2. The transcript has 6 exons. NCBI's taxonomy places the organism in Eukaryota, Metazoa, Chordata, Mammalia, Carnivora, Herpestidae. Bases 65 to 838 code for a protein of 257 amino acids. The record is from RefSeq and is a predicted model, not a curated record.
UCAGGCUCUACCCAGCGGGUGGACUAAGAAAAACCGGCCCCUUCCGGUUACGUAUCCCGGCAAAAUGGCGGCGCCCAGGGCGUCCCUGCACCUGGUGGCCAGAGUAUGGAAUGGGGGUACCAGGGGCAUCCGUGGCCCGAGCAGGGUGCUGGCCCCGGAGGGCAAUCAGAAGGAGGGGAGGUCGCUGCUCCGGUUCCUGGCUGACCGCUUCCAUGACGUCGAGGUUCUCAGGGACUACCUGCUCCGAAAGCAGGUGAUGAAGGUGAACCAGAAAAAUCGGCCCUUCAUCUACAUCAAGCAGCGAUAUGGUCCCUACGUCGCAGGCGCCUAUUUCAUCCUGAAGCAGGGAGGUGCGGUCAGGUUUCAGGGCAAGGAGUGGAUCCGGCCAAAUCAGCGUGGCCACUUCUCUCUGGACUUCUUGAAGUUGCAGGCGGUGCCCGUAGAGGCAGUCGAUGCCAGUGGCUGCGCCAUCAACUACCAAGGCCUGGACAGCCUCUUGGCCCUGAAGGAGCUCCAGUCCCUGUGGCUGCAGCACUGUCCCCACGUGGAUGACUGGUGUCUCAGCCGCCUCCACCCGCUGGCCAGCUCGUUGCAGGAGCUCUCACUGGCCGGCUGUCCCCGCAUCUCUGAACGGGGCCUUGCCUGCCUCCACCACCUCUGGAACCUCCGCAGGCUGGACAUCUCGGACCUCCCUGCUGUGUCCAACCCGGGCCUCACUCGGAUCCUGGUGGAAGAGAUGCUUCCUAACUGCGAGGUCCUGGGGGCCGACUGGGCCCAGGGCCUCAAGUUGGGGCCUGAGGAGCAGUCUCGGGACCCGGCCAGCCCCAUGCCUGCCUAGCUCUCCGCCCGCCACGCUGAGGCUGGAUCUCAGCAGAGCCCUGUGGAUGGUGCCCCGUACUUCUGGCAUCCAGUACUCCUGGCAUCCAGUUGGUUCACUCGGCAUGGGGUCAGGGUGGGAUGAUGGUUGUGGCAACGUCAGGUCAGAGGGGAGAAGGGGAGGUUGGGGUACCUCUUCCCCACCCCAGGGGCUGUGACUGGCUGCAUCCUAGGCAGAAAGGUCACAGGCUUCUCUCCUGGGUUCCAAGAGUCACUUCCUCCUGCCUCUUCAGGCCUGGGGGGAGGGGAAGCAGCCCCAGGAGCUGUGUUCCCCCCCCCCCCCGUGGUUUCCCCAUACCCGCCCACUAGCAUGUACAGAGCUCUGCUCUUGCGUCCAGAGACUCUUCUCCAAGUAUCCUUGAGCAUGCUGCUGCUUCCUGCCGGGACCCUGGCUGACGCAGGGGCACUACUGGCACGGUACGGGGACAGUUCUUCCGUGUGUGACACUGCCCGGCUCCUUGCAGGCUACAGCAUCCCUGGCCUACACUCGCUGGAUGCCCACGGCACCCCAAGUCCCGCCGUGUCCCCGCUAAACUGACCUGGGCCUUUGAGAUCCCUCGCCUUUGCCAAGCAGCAGGAAGCGUCUGUCAGUAGAGGGCGCCCAAGAGAUUCCAGGAGGGAAGGCUUUUGCUUCCUGGUUCCUGACCCGUGUGCUGACUGCAGGGUGGGCUUCCUGGUUCCUGACCCGUGUGCUGACUGCAGGGUGGGCUCCCUGAGUGCCCAGCGGUCAGCAGCUUUGCCCGGGACCCCCACCCACCCAGGCGGCUUCAGAGCUGUGCCUCCACCGAGACGCCUCCCUGCCAAUGACUCCCCCCUACACCCCACCGGGGGAAUUUCCAGUAAAUGCCGAGGCACCUUACCGGCGAGUCCCCUGUUAUUUCAGUUUGCCGUUCAAGUUAGUAAUUCUUUACAUUAAACUUCACCUGCUCAGUGUA